AUGAAGAUGAACUUCUCAGGGAGGGUUUGGGAAGCAAUACUGUGGGCAAAAAACGUAAAACUCUAUAUUCCAGGACCGCCAAGGUUCCUAUUGGCUGGAUCGGUGCGUCCCCCCUUGAGAGCCAGAGGAGGUCAUAGUCCCAGCCCCACAAGAAUCUCGAUUUACCACCCCCUUCGAACCCUUCUCUUCGGUAAGGCCAAACUAAUAGAUCGCCACUGUGGCUCAGAAUUUACUACCGUGCGUGUGCAGCACAAGAAAUGGGCUGGUGUAGGGUCGGCACGUUUACGAAAUCAAGUCAAAGUCUUAGCUACCCUUCCUACCGCCAUCGGAGUACUCUACUCCACGCCUAGAGACAUUCAGGAGACCUUGCCAUCCAUACCUGAGUCACUCCGUUCCUGCGUUUACUCGAACGCUCCACUAUUCAUCCCUGGAGUCUUCGUCACCAGAAUCAAGUUCUCUUAG
This is a messenger RNA of Aspergillus niger, 462 nucleotides long. RefSeq lists its product as hypothetical. The record is from RefSeq and is a predicted model, not a curated record. The transcript is spliced from 4 exons. The coding region runs from base 1 to 462 and encodes 153 amino acids. Lineage: Eukaryota; Fungi; Ascomycota; Eurotiomycetes; Eurotiales; Aspergillaceae.